AUGAAGUUAAUUUUCGCAAUUCUUCUAACUUUGCUGACAAUCUCACAAUGUCAAGCACAGCAAGAACCCAGCAAAAUGUCAUUAAAUCAAGCUUACCAAAAAAUUGAAAAGGAAUCAACAAAAAGUUCUGGAUUUAAUCCAAAGCUUGAAAAAUUCCUCAAAAAUCUCAAUUUAAACUGCAUCAAGGAGAAGCUCAAACUAUCAGAAAAUGGCGAUAAGCAACUUAAAGACAUCGAAAUUAUGAUUUUGGUGACGAAAUCAAUCACAGCAUGUUCAGGACAUGAUGCUAGUGAGUUUUGGAAAGCCUUUAUUGAGGAUAAUAUGCCAAAAGGGAAUUUCAAGAUGAGCGCUAAAGACUUGCAGUGUGUGAAGCUUAAUUACAAGCACAACAAUCCAGAAUCAAGGCUGGUCAGUGACUUUGAUGUGAACUCAUUGACCGAAGCUCAAAUUCAAGCAUGUGAUGAAGAAAUUAAGGAAAAGGAUUCACAUCUUGAAGAUGGAAUUGCAAGAACAAUCGACGGAAGUGAUCUGAAAAUAAUUACAUGUGGAGUGCUGGAUGUGCCGAAGGUCAAGAACAUUCUAUACAAAAUGUCAAUAUUAGCUAAUGUUAAUAACAGUGUCUUGGUUAAUUCUGAAGUGGAGAAGCUGCCUGAAAUGUUUGUUCAGCUAGUUGAUAAGAUUUUCGACUGUAUCAUAGCUAGGCUGGAUGCAAUGCCUUGA
This is a messenger RNA of Chironomus riparius, 720 nucleotides long. The record is from the annotation of a GenBank genome assembly. NCBI's taxonomy places the organism in Eukaryota, Metazoa, Arthropoda, Insecta, Diptera, Chironomidae.